This is a messenger RNA of Drosophila innubila, 4510 nucleotides long. RefSeq names its product phosphatidylinositol phosphatase PTPRQ (gene Ptp52F). NCBI's taxonomy places the organism in Eukaryota, Metazoa, Arthropoda, Insecta, Diptera, Drosophilidae. Bases 161 to 4483 code for a protein of 1440 amino acids. Gene Ontology annotation, biological process: protein dephosphorylation. The transcript has 18 exons. Gene Ontology annotation, molecular function: protein tyrosine phosphatase activity; protein binding. The record is from RefSeq and is a predicted model, not a curated record.
GUCGACUAACACUCAACGGAAACGGUUAUUCGUUAUAAAUAAUAACGUCAUAUCGUUGCGCAUACUAAAGUGCAACUUAUAAACAAUUUGUCGCGCGUAUUUGAAGCAACAACAACAAAAAUCUUGAUACCCAUUUCAUCCGGAGCAAUGUGGUCCUAAGAUGCGGCACAACAAACACGGGAAGUCAAGGACACGGCUUUAUGGACUCGUCAGCUUAAUAUCAUUGCUAUUGGCCUGGUCCCAGGUGCAAUUACAGGUACAGGCUCAAACAUCAGCUCGAUCCGUUACCGAACAUGAUCUCAAUGAUUUGGUGCAGUUGGUUGUGGUUAGCUCGACUUACAAGCUCAGCUUUAGCAUUGGAGAUGAGGACAAGGAUAAGUACACCAUUGAGAAUAUUACAUGUCGCACAGGCAGCGGACCUUUAAUUGUGGCUAACAAGGAUCAUGUUUGUGAGGAUCUCGAUCCCUGUUCGGGCUACACGAAUGUUAUAACGUUGAAGGCUGUAGAUGUCGAGGGAGCAACGCCAAUUGAUCAGAACAUAUUUGCUUAUACGGAUUACAAGGAGCCCCGAACCACUUUGACCUCGAUUAAUGCGACGGAAACAACAAUUGAACUCAGCUGGGAAACCAGCGAUCGCGCCUGUGUUAAGACCUUUGAGAUCUCGGCUGAGACAUUGGAUAAUUCACGAUCGGCGCAGCAAUUAAAGGAUGAAAACACCCACACUUUUACUAAUAUGUGGCCCUGUCGCAUCUACAAUGUCACCCUGAACACGAAGAACAAUGAAUCAAUCUCGGUUGACAACACUACAAUGUUGGUGGAAACCCUGUAUCUGGAACCGGGAGAACUGACCUUAACCAUUAGCAAUCGUUCCAAUGGAGACACGCGCAUCACAUGGAUCGACCCGGAAAACAAGAGUUGCAUUGGCAAUUAUACCUUCGUAUGGCGACGCAUUGAUUGCGAACCGGUUGAGGAGAUCACCACAACAACCGUACAGAUGGAUGAUACGACAGUUGUAACAGAUCCAACGGUGGAAAUGGACAAAUGGGUUUCGAGAGCAGCUAGGUGCGAUUGGAACGAUACCUCCAACGAUACCACAUUAAAGGAAUUUACAAUCAGUGACCUUCAAGGCUGCGAUCUGUACUCUAUCGAGGUAUAUAUCAAUCUGGAACGCCAUACACGAGCCAAGGCCUCCGAGACGUUUACAUCCGCUGAAAAAAUACCCAGCUCUGUUUCGGGACCCUAUCAGAUUGUGAAUGCCACGGAGCUGCAAUGGCUUUGGUCACCGCCCAGCGAUCAUCCCAAGUGUGUGGCCUAUUACAGGCUGAAUCUGACAGGACCUAUACAGCGAUUGGAAUAUGAAAGCGACGAGCAGUUAUCAAAUGAGACAUCAGUAUUAUUUAAAAAUCUGCAACCUUGUGGCACCUACAAUGUGGAGAUUGUGGCCAUCUCGUUGAAUGAAAGUGUGGGUAGCAAGUUCCAAGACCAGAGCACACUGAGCGAGGAUCAACCCUCACAGAUACUCGAUCCAAGAAGCACUCUCGGCAAUUUCUCUAUCGAGUUAAACUGGGAGACUCCCGAGUAUGCUGAUCUCUGCAUCGCUGGCUAUCGUAUUUCCGGCUGGAUGGAUGAUGACAAGGUGGUGGAUGCCCUCAGUGUCAGUAUUGACAAUAAUUCGGUGCUGUUCGACAAGGAGCUUUUUGCCUGUCAGGCGUAUACAAUUCAGAUAAUACCCUUCACCAAGGAGAAUCUGGAUGGACAGCUGCGACAGAUUGAAGUCGAGACAACGGCGGCUGUUGUAAAUUAUGAAAAGAUCAAACUGCAGGUGGCGGGCAGCGGCGCAACCUCACACGGACUGGAGUUGAAUGCCAACAAUCAGGACUACGAUAACAAUUGCCAGACAUUCUUUGCGCACUUCAGUUGCUCGACCAAUGCGGAAGUGCCAAAUACCUAUGCCGAGAAAUAUGUGGAGAGUCAUCGGGAGGGCAGGGGAUUCCAGACAAUCAUUGAGCCCCUCUCCCCGUUCACAUCGUACAUGUGCAGUGUCCAGCUAUAUAAUGUGGCUGGGGCCUCCGAGCCGAGGAAUAUAACCGGUGAAACGGUUACUAAGGGCUACUUUCCCGAUCAACCGGAGAACGUGACGCUCAAGGUGAUAACGAAAAAUAGUCUGGAGUUCACCUGGCAGACACCCAAAUACCCUAACGGACCCAUCAAGUACUACCAGACGUUCCUCAUGCGCUACGAGGCCGAUUACUUUGUGCCCAACACAUGCGAGGCUGUCAUUGAGCCCAAUAGAUUUGAUACCAAAGGCGGUGACACUUUCACUUUUCUCGAACUUUCUCCGGCCGUUAAGUACAUUAUGCAGGUGGCGGCCCAGAAUGAUUUUGGCUUGGGUCAGUAUACGGCACCUCUCAUUGGCACUACGAAACCAGAUGUGCCGGAACCAGUUGUCGACUUGAAUGUGACGUCGCAGGGUCCUUCUCCCGAUCCACAAGUGUACAGCGCCAAUGUGACCAUUAACUGGACUAUACCCUGUAAAUCGAAUGGACAGAUCGAAUGGUUUAUCUUGGACUUUGCUGGCAAACGAGAUGAGCAGGAAAUUAAAUUUCAGCGUCGUGUGGAUCCCGAUACCAGCGAUAAGAAGGGACGUAUGUCCUAUACGGAAAAAGACCUACUUCCGGAGUACAAUUACUCCGUUAAUGUGUCUGUCAAGACUAAAGGCGUGGACACGUUGAGUAGACCUGCCGAAAAAGAUUGGCAAUCCCCCUCGGGCUUACCUACACACCUGGGUGAGGAUCUCGUCCGUCAAAUGCGUGUCAGCGCCUAUGAUACAAAUCAUCCGACAAGCUCGGCAAUUGUCCGUCUGCCCGCCAAUAUUCUGACCUCGUCAUCGGGAAAUAUUGUCUAUAUAGCGCUGCUUCUGUCACAGAAGAAUUGUGCCGGUGAGCCGGAAUUAAAGCACGAUGUCUUGGGCUCUGAUGAUUGGCCUCCCAUAUCAUCCUGGGAUCAAGUGGGUGGCGAUUGCAUUUAUCAGUAUCAAACCACUCCAGAGCGUUGGGAUCCCAGAAAGAAACGUGACAUGACGGAAGAUGAGAUCGUCUUUAUCAUUGGCACCGACAAGUGUCCCGUGCAGAGCAAGCGGUACUGCAAUGGACCCCUCAACGCCAACACCGAGUACAACAUGGUUGUCCGUCUCUUUACAAGCUCAGGCUACAAUGAUGCUGCGCUGCUGGAGUUCAAGACCGAUGCGGCCAUCAAGGUGACCCUGAUCUUGGUCAGCGUCUGCAGUUGCCUCCUCUUGGCCUUUAUCCUGGGUCUGAUUCUGCUUUGGGUGCGCAAGCGGAUUGCCUGGCAUCGCGACUCUGGUCAGGGCAUUGAGGAUCCAUUUGGCAAUGUGAUAGCCAAGAACUUUGCCAUAUUCUAUGCGGAAGUGGCCAAGCCGGAGAAACUGACACGUGAGUUUAAGGAAAUCACGGUUGUUGCUCUAGAAUUGAGCUAUGCGGCCUCUGAACUGGGCAGCAAUAAAAAUCGCUAUGCAGAUAUAUAUCCCUACGACAAAAAUCGCGUUAUAUUGGACAUAGAUAGCGAAGGAUCGGACUAUAUCAAUGCCUCUUUUAUCGACGGUCACACACGAAAAAAGGAGUACAUUGCAACUCAGGGUCCCAAGCCGGAGAGUAUUAUGGAUUUCUGGAGGAUGAUACUACAGCAUAAUGUGCGCGUUAUUGUUCAGGUCACGCAAUUCCGAGAGGGCAAUACGAUUAAAUGUCACGAGUAUUAUCCAUAUAAUAUGCGGGGUCUGAGCGUCACCAUCAAAUCCAAGGAAAGCUUUGAGAUAUACGAUCGUACCGAGCUUUGUGUGGUCCACGAGAAAUAUGGCUUAAAGGAGAAGGUUGUGCAUUUAUUCUUUAAGAAAUGGCCCGAUCAUGGCUGUCCCGAUGAUCCAAUGCAUCUGAUUACCUUUGUGAAGAAAGUUAAGGCCGAGAGACGCCCCAACUAUUCACCCAUUGUGGUUCACUGUAGUGCCGGUGUCGGGCGUACUGGAACUUUUAUUGGUCUGGAUUUGAUAAUGCAACGCCUGAAGAGUGAAUCGAAAAUAAAUAUAUUCGAAACUGUAAAGAAAUUACGCUUUCAGCGCAUGAAAAUGGUGCAAACCCAACAACAGUAUACGUUCCUUUACGCCUGCACCUACGAGCUGGUCAAGCACAAGAUUCCACGUGCAGCGCUUAAGCUUGAAGGACGCCCCAAAUCGGCAAACACACCGCCGAUGUCCCAUACAAAGAAAGUCAGUUUUCCCCUGGCUGAAGCCGCCGUGCUGGAAACUCCAGAUCCAGAGUUGGGUAACGGCGAUAAUUCAUCCACAGCAUUGCAGCACUCUGUGCGAUUUGGAGGAUUACGAAAGCCAAAGGACUUGGAUUCGUUAUAUGAGCAGCCGGAGCGCAACAGUUAUGGUCGGCAAAGUAUUGAGAAUGGAGAGUGUGCCAUUUGAUUUUAAUGAGCAUUUUGUGACAUCUUA